Molecule: messenger RNA, 209 nt
Organism: Microbotryum saponariae
Lineage: Eukaryota; Fungi; Basidiomycota; Microbotryomycetes; Microbotryales; Microbotryaceae
Source: the annotation of a GenBank genome assembly
AUGAGCUUGGGAGAAAGAAUGGCGGAGAAGUGGAUGUUUUUUGAUGGUUGCAAGGGGAGUUUGAACAAAUCGUCUCGAGCGUCAUUGGGGUUCGGAUGUGUGCGAGCGCGUUGGGAAGAGGGUCACGGCGCAUGAGUCUUUUGCGGUCUUCGUAUCAUGGUGCUUCGUCGAUGUUCGAUCGCCUCUUUGAAAAAGACAACGGCGACUGA